Molecule: messenger RNA, 1664 nt
Organism: Galendromus occidentalis (western predatory mite)
Lineage: Eukaryota; Metazoa; Arthropoda; Arachnida; Mesostigmata; Phytoseiidae
Product: stAR-related lipid transfer protein 7, mitochondrial
Exons: 5
Coding region: 214-1362 (382 amino acids)
Molecular function (GO): lipid binding
Source: RefSeq, a predicted model, not a curated record
GUCCCUCUCGUCUGCAGUGUGUUGAAUUGUAUGGCUCUAAACAUCAUUAUCGCAAGCAGCACUCCGCUUUUUCGGAGUUUGCUGUCGCGGAAAUAAGUUUCCAGGCAAUCGCCGUAGACGUAUUCGAAGCGGGCUCCGAACUUCCGGCGUGAGAAUUUAUGUUCCCAUGUGGUUGCACUGUUCGUCUUGAUCUCUACGCACGAUUCGCGCAGGAUGCCAUCCAUGCUUCUAAACAGCGUUCUCAAAGAGCUCCGCUCCUUGAGCACGGCGCGCGACUUCAUAAAAUUCAAGACCCUAUGGAGCUGCUCAACCGUGACUCCUGCGAAAGAUUCCAUAAGUUUUAGGAUGGCGACCCGAUUGCGUUGUCUGGGACGAUUCUUCUCGAGCCAGGCCAAUUCUUAUGUGAAUAGCAAGCUCCGGAGGGUCAACCAACUGUACACGAAGUAUCAGCGCACUGCCUUGAAUCAGCUGUUUUCGAAAACCAUAUUCAAUCAUAUGUUCCGAUAUAGCAUGAGGAAGAGAACGCCGAUGCUAUUGCUAGGAACCACUGGAUUCAGUUUUCGAGAAGAAGGAAUUUCAGAUGAUGAAGUACUCAGGUGUAUUGAGGAGUUCGAGAUAUUGAAACCGCCGACUCCAGCGUCGCCGUCGCGCAGCUCUGCUUCGAAGAGAUUGAACAUAGAAGACUUCAAGAAGUAUCUCUCGGACGAAGGUUAUGAACCAGUUGUGGAGAAAGAAAGCUUACACAUCUGGCGAAAAAGCGAGGAAGGUCUGGCCAACUAUAAAUACAAAGUUAUCGGGACGUUCGACGAUGUCCCUGCUCGUGCAUUCUUCGCCGUGCAGUGUGAUACGGAGUACCGCAAAAAAUGGGAUAAACUCGUCGUGGAAGUGGAUGUCGUUCAACAAGAGAGCGAAAGCGACGUGAUCUACUGGCAUAUGCACUACCCGUUCCCCAUGAGCUCCCGGGAUUACGUCUUCGUUCGCCGAAAUUUGGUGGACGAUGAAAGCGGCUGCAUGGUGGUGGUCUCUCACGCCGUCAAACAUCCGGACUGUCCCGCGAGAAAAGGCGUGGUCCGCGUCGACCACUACAUGUCCGACAUGGUGAUCUCCCCGCACAAAUCCUUCGAUGAGAACGGCUUCGACUAUCUCUUGACGUAUUACGACGAUCCACAAUCAUCGUUCCCAUCGUUCGUUUACGCGAAGAUGGCAGCCUCCGGCGUGCAUGAUUACAUCGAGAAACUUCAUGAGGCCACUCGUCGCUUUCACGAAGGCGUCAAAGCCUCGUGUGCGACUCAGUCUCUCAGGAUGAAAGAAAACGCAGUCAAGCACCCGAGUCCCGUUCAAUUAGAACACAAUUAUGCAUAAUUACCCAAUGGAGACUGAUCGCGAUAAUUAUUGAACAUGACUGUUGCUACGUCCGAAAACGAUACCGAUAGCCUUCGACGGUGCCUGCUUCUGGCGCUCGUUGGAGGUGAGCUGCCAGAAAACAGCCUCAGCUCCUCGUGAAGGACCGAAGACAAACCCGGUUUCGGUAGAACAAUAAGCCCGUGUACAUUGUAAAUAAGGAAUAUUCGAUAAUUGUAUGCGUGUCUGGAGAAAUGCGUGUUUUGUUUAUAUGUUUUGAAGCUGUGUACGAUAGGGAUAGAAUUAAACGGAAGCGUUGACUU